AUGAUGACUUCUCCCUCGUUUUCCAGAGCCAACGCGCGGAAGCUCGCUAUACUUUCUCCCACAGCUGAGAGAGAAUUUCAAUUCCUUGACUUCCGCCGUAAGGUUCUUGAUGACAGACAACAGCAGCUGAGACGUGUGGUCAACCGUUGGGUCGCUUUUGGAAAAACUUUAGAAACGUUAACAAGAGUCUUAGCAAGACAUGUUUAUGGUUUGGAACUUAAUGAUUUGCCUCUAGAUCGUCUAAGUGAACAGAAAUCUAAAAAACAGCGUGGAGGUAUUAAACCCGACAAGUGUGAAACUACACAACAAGUUGAACAUGAAAGUUUGUCAAAAUCUUCAAUUACUAAUGUAUACGAUAGAGAGAAAAGGAUAGAGUGUAUGAAAACUCGGGAGAAAAUUUCAUAUCGUGAAGCAGAGUUUAGGUUGAAGAUCGAAGAAUUACCCAAUGUAAAUGACUCAUGUAGAACACACGCUGAGGUUGUGGCUGCGCAUGCUCAGCCUGCCCCCACUUCCGAAGAGCGAAUCAUCUUUGACAACAGAGGCUUUAAUUAA
Molecule: messenger RNA, 552 nt
Organism: Nezara viridula (southern green stink bug)
Lineage: Eukaryota; Metazoa; Arthropoda; Insecta; Hemiptera; Pentatomidae
Source: the annotation of a GenBank genome assembly